CUGAUUGGACCAGGUUCGAAGUGGUUUAAGCAUAGUCUGGCUCAACCAGAGUUUACCAGGCUUAUAACCAGACUUUUGGUGCAAAAGAAAACAGGAGACGCUCCAUCGGUUAUACACUGAUCUGGGAAAAAUGAUGAAGAAGCCUGCCAGGUUGUUUGUAACACUGGUUUUCUCCUUGACCUCAACGUCAUUGGCUAAAACACCCAUCAUAAAGAGGCCCUUAAACAUUGCACACCGAGGGAGCUCGGGAACAUUUCCAGAGCACACCAUAGAAGCAUACAGGUAAGAAGAGGUCAAAAUCAGCCAUGCAUUUAAUUGGAAAAUAGUUGGGUACGAAAGAAACUUUGUUGUUAUACGUAAGCUCUUUAAAUGGCAAAUGCUAGUCUCGUUGCAUGAUCAGAAAUUUGGUGCUAAAAAUUGUAAAACAAAUUGUAAACUUAGUUUUUUUCUGACGGUGAAUGCCAGUCAGCUCUUGUUGUUUAUUAAUAGAGCCAACAAAAUUUUAAGCUGUUGUAAACCAAUUGCUGGUUUGCAGAUGACGUCACAGCGGCCACUGUCGGUGGUCAAGGACAAAAGCAUUUUUCUCCUUUUCGGAACUAAAAACCCAUUUUCAUGUAAAUUCUUCGACAAGAAUUUUAUUGUAUUCCCCAUUUCGGGGGGCAAGAAACACGCAAACAAAGUGUAUUAUGGGAAAUGUGGAAAUGGCAAUUUGACCACCAACAGGGCUGCCUUGUCACGUGGUUGCAAACCAGCAAUAUGAUACGGAGGAAGUGGCAAAAAUGUAAAAACCCUAUAGCGCAUUCGUACAACUUUAUGUACAUGUUCCUCAAGAUAUGUCCAGAGCUUUUAGUAUUAGUCUGCUAGCUGUUGUAGCUCUUCUUGUGUGCAUCCUUGUUGCAGGUUAAUGUGAUAAUUUUGAUUUCUAUCUUCUAUUUCUCAUUUUUCUAGGCAGGCCAUCAAGGAUGGAGCAGAUUUUAUUGAAUGUGAUGUUUGCGUCACGAAGGAUCUUAAACUUGUUUGUCGACAUGAAAGCUGGUUGAACGACACAACCAAUAUCUGGGAAAACCCAACACUUCGACUAAAACAAAACACGUACCACAUACAGAGCCCCGUAAACGGCUUGGCAAAGACAAUCACCGACGUUUUCACGGUUGACCUGACUCUUGAAGAACUCAGAACCAUUCGUGCGAGGCAAAGGUAUUCGUUUAGAGAUCCCAAUUUUGAUGACAAGUUUCAGAUACCUACUUUUGAAGAAUUCAUCCAAGUUGCCAAAUCAGCCAGAAGGCCCAUAGGGAUUUACCCUGAAGCAAAAGAUCCGCAGUGGGUCAACUCUUUGGACAUUUUGCAGCAAGCCAAAACCACUUUUGAAGACCUUCUUGUCGAUGUACUGCACAGAAAUGGAUACCUUACAAGAAAAAGCCCUUGUUAUAUCCAGUCGUUCAGUGAGGACAGCAUCAGAGCAAUGUCAACAAAAACCAAGCUACCUUUAAUAAUGCUGAUGGCAACCCCUCUUCCGGUCCCUGAAGAUGAACUGGAGGCUCUGUCGGAAAUCUGUUAUGGCAUUGGAGUACACAAGUACAUGAUUCAGCCAGUAAUUAAUAACAUCCUUCAGGAUCCUACCGACCUCGUCGCCAAUGCACACAAAUACAACCUAAAGGUUCACGGAUACACAUUUAGAAACGAAGACGAGUACUUAGCAUGGAAUUUCACUCAGGAUCCUUACAAUGAAUAUGAAACCUAUUUCAACACUCAAAUUGAUGGUUACUUCACAGACUUCCCAAGUACCCUAAAAAGAUUUCUGGAUGUGAAAAUCAUGCUUGGCAUGCACGGAAAAUCGAAGAAAAAAGGAAAACUGUAAACAUUGUGCACCUCUCUUGUAAAGUCGCUUUUGAAAGUUCUUUUUCUUCUCGAUAAAAUGACGCUUUAGAACUACUACGCUGAUCGUUAACACAACGUAACAUAACAUAGCUAUAUUUCAAAUCCAAUCUUGGAGUAUUGUUACAGAUGCAAGUAUCCGAAAUUAGAAAGAAUAAAUUAGAUAACACGAAAGUCAAUACGUAAUAAAAUUAAAACAAGUGGUAUUUGGAAAUUUUUAUGUUAACACCCAGAACUGGAAUUAUGAACAUGAAAAAUGAACUCACACUCCGCACAUAACUUUUUGAUAUUUUGAAUAACAAAGAUAGCUGUAUUGACACGCCCACUCCAAUCAAAAAAUUAAAAUCAGCCCAAAAUUAUGAUUCUGCUUUGUUUAAUUAAUCCGUUGUUUCUCUUACGUGCCAUUAAAUUCUUUGUUUAUUUCUCUCUUGUUUGGUUUUUGCUUUUACUUUUAGAUUGUAAAACUAAAUAUUUGCGAACUUUAAUCUACUGAUUACUAUUCACUUAGUUUCGCCAAGUUUUCAGUUUUACACUGUGUUAGUCCCUGUCCACACGAAUCUGUUUUCAUUUGAAAACGCAACUAUUUCUUUACGGACACGGCUUUCGUGCACACGUAUCCGAUGAAAACGAUCAAUGAAAAUGGAACUUUUCGAAAACGCUCUCCAGAGUGAAACUUUUUGAAAAAGCUGUUUUUGCGUUUAGGUGUGAACAGAGGAAAACGGAACUUUUCGAAAACGCUGAGGACACACUAUCAGUUCCAAUCCACUCCGCGCAAUAUUAGAAACUUAUUUAAGAUGGCCGGCGGGCGCUUCCCUUUCUUGUCUUUUAUACUCGGGCUUACUUCUAACCUUAAUGCUUGUUUUCAGGCAAAUUUAGAGUUUUGAGAUGUUGAAUUACAAACAUCAGUAAAAUCCAACUAGUGGUCUAUUAUCAAUGCUGCGUUCUGAUUGGUUGAGCUACAACUAGGCUACAUGUUAUAGCCCACUAGUAACGAAAAGCGUCGGCUUGAAAACCAAAACGAUGGAGGCUGAAUCGCGUUUUGCUAGCUAAAGUUGUUUUGUCUCGAUAUUUUUGACCAACAGCCUUCGUCCUCAUGGGCUAUCGACUCAGAGCCCAUUCGGGCUCGAGGAAUAAUUGUUCAAUAGUUCGACACUGCAGUUAGGUCGAAAUGGUGAGACACUUUUGCCCCCAAACACCCUUUUUCUUUCUUUAAUGUGCGUCACAGGAAGAAAUCCGUGUAAAAUAGGAAAUGCAAGUGUUGAACACAAUCACUUGAUACGAUCUUGUAUUAUAGGAACUUUGUUAACGGACCGGGGAGACGGGCAUAAAUCAUGCGAAGACUUUGGCCUAAUCGGCCCUUGUAUUUUGGUUUGCUUCCUGUCACCAGAAGUUGACUUGCUACACAGAUGCAUGUAACUUGAAUUUCAUUUUUUCAGGCUCGAUGUAUUGAUGUAUCACCAGGAGGGGGUGUAGGUGUUUCCUCUGGAGAUGACGGUACUCUAGUUGUCUGGGAUUCCAGCAAUGGUGUUUUAAGGGUAUGGUAAUUGAUGUGUUUUUAAGAGAAAGAAUUUGCGAACUGUGCGGUCAAACCGCGUUAAUAUGGAUACUGAGUGGGCCACAGAAAGUGUCCGUAUAAAGCGGGUUGAAUUGUGUAGUUCCAGAAAAUAUCCAUACCCCCCCCACACACACACACACACGGAAGGCAACGGAAAUUCAGAGGGGAGGAGGGGGGUCCAAAAGGACGCAAUUUCCGAUGAGGUGAUGGGGGAAGUGGCUUCUCGAGGUUUUUUUCCGUGUCUCCAAGUAAGACUGGUGAGUUAUCCAAAACUAACAACCGUACUGCUGAGCAAGCUCUCAGUCAUUUUACUGUUGACGAUCUUUUAAAGCCAGAAUUAUUGUUUUCAUCGACCAUAUUUUAUUAACGGUCGGCUUUUGUUGUUCGGCUUAUGCGAUAGAUGGUUGUCAUUCGCACAUAAAUGAACGUCUGGAUAUAUAGCUGUAACGGUAUUACACAAUAUAAUAUGAUAUAUAUGAUAUAAUAGAUAUUAGAAAAUGUAAGGGCUUUCUUUCCCCGGGGACAAGGAAAACUGUCAGGUGUCCUGAAGCAGGUAUCCGUAGAGCGGAGUUCGACUGUUAUUUGUUUACCUUCAAGAACUGAUAUAAAUGAAUUAGAAUUUAGAAGCGUAGGUUUUUGUGGAGAGGGAAAACCGGAGUGCCAAGAGAAAAACCUCGUUGAGGAAGGGAGAGAACCAACAACAAACUCAACCCACUUAUGGAGUCGAAGACGAGAUUUGAACCGGAUUUGGGCCGGUGGGGGGCAAAGUUUCUCACUUUCUCGCCCCUUGCCACUCUAAAAUGAUUUUCUUUUACUCAUUACCCGAGGCAUCCCAUUAUAUUAUUCGGCUUGAGGCAAACUAACUUAAGUUUACCGUUGAUUAAGUGUUAAGCAGUUUUUUUCUUGUGUUCUGUAAGUGCAUGUCAUUUUUGCUGCCUCUACACUAUUGAAAACUCACUCUUCUUAUAUAUCCCCUUUGAUCUUGUUUGUAGCGGAGUCUCGAAGGCCACAUUUCAGAUGUAAACUGCUGUAGAUUUUUUCCUUCAGGAAAGGUUGUUCUCAGUGGUGGUGCUGAUCUACGGUUAAAGAUCUGGUCAACUGAAGAUGGGAGCUGCCCUGUCACAUUGAAAGGCCAUUCAGGAGGUUAGUAUCACCUACCCCACCCCCAAGGCAACAUUAACACUACUUCUCGCUUAGGGCAAAGUUGUGACCGGAGGGGUAGGUGGUUAGUUACCCAGUAACCUCAAUUGAUCCAGUAUUUCUUUACUUGCGCUACUCCAAUCUCCAGCUAUAUACUCUGUGAGGCAGUGUCACACUACUAAGAACAUGUUAUUGCUACUUGUCAAUCAAUUAUGCUUUGAUACAAACCCCGCAAACGUUGCCAUGGUGAUGAGAAUUAUAAUUCAGUUCUACAUUUAGCAGGUAUUCGCGACUCUUUGCACUUUAAAAAGAAAUUUACUUUAUUUGAGUGUCAAUGUAUUUAGCACGAAAGUACUAAAUUGAGGACACUAAUUUACGUCUCCUACUGGAGACAGAUCCGCUGUUUUACGUGAUCAUCGGAGCCACGCGAAGGUAUUACAAUUUGUAGGGCAAAGGGAGUGCCUUCAUUUCUCCGUUAUUUUAAUUGACCCUGAAUACCAUCCGGCCCCAGGAAUCGAACCCAUGACCUCCCCCUCUGCAGUCAAGCGCUCUACCUACUGAGCUAAUAAUAUCCUGCCGCGGUUACUCUUCAAUGAAUUUCUCAAGAUUUGCACAAGGUGACAUGUUUGUAUGUCAUCAGUCAGUUAAUUAGAAAAAUAUACUUGACUUGCCAAGUUCGCCCUAGCAUUUAUUUAUUAAAAUCAAGUACGCAUGGAAGACACUGAUUGCUAGCAAAGUUCGACCUGGGAUGUUUUCGUGAAGAACUACAUAUGUAGGACAUGCUUUACCAUUUACAAUUUUGAGAUAGAUGCUAUUGUUUUGAACUGAGGUCUAUAACCAAUAUUGUUAUGUUUUACGUAAACAGCAUUGUGAAGAAAAUUGUUAAAAACGAACUUUUGUGAUAUCGUAUAUGUCUCUUGCACUUUGAAAAAAAGGAAAAGGACUUACUUUGUUUUCCACACAGAGUCUUGCAAAGUGUUUGUUUUUUUAAAUGGGCUGUCAGUUUUUUUUCUUGUCAUUCCUGGGUGCUAGUGUGUGAUAUUUUUGAGGGUGUCAUUUCAUUUAUCUUGUUUUGAGGCAGUGCUUUGUAUUAAGAAUCUCCUGAUGAAGAAGCUCAAAGAGUUUUACACAUCUCGUUGUUGAUUGAUAUAGUUUGUCUCUUUUUUUGCAGGAGUUGUAGAUACAGCUAUUGUGGACAGAGGGAGAAACAUUUUAUGUAAGAGCGAUCAGAGAUCAAAUUCAUCUGAUCAUGUUAUGUGCCGAUUUCAACAAAUUUAAUACUCCCGCUUUAGUUGUCAUGUUUUUUUGAGGUAAAGAUCAAUUAAUCAUGAUUUCUUUUUCCAAAAUGAAUGCAGCUUGCUCCAGAGAUGGUUCCGUGCGUCUUUGGGAUUGUGGAGAAUCUAAAUGUCUGGCAGUUGUGUCCAAAAGUGACUGUCCUGUUAAUUCAUGUGCAUUGACUACGUUUCCAGGAAGGGACAACAGCUCAGACGCUAAUGAACCACACAGUAAGUAGAGUUUUGAUCUUGACUACUGCUACCUAGUGCCAAGUUACUGCAUAGUUACCACAUGUACCUGUCUAACCCUUCCAGGGGUGUACCCAGCCUUUUUGCAACUGACGUUGGGGAGAAGAGGGUUCAAUUCAUUUGACUGAAGUUACACAAGGAAAAUCCACCAUAUCGAAAUUCAGGGGGUAGUAGCUCCUAUACGUGUAAAAGAGUAAUAACCUGACUGAGUUGAAACCAUUUUCUGGAUUAACACUUAUGAUCCUUCGAACAACUGAGCCUAGCCACGAGGAAGCCUUUGAGAAAGAUAAUACCAUCAGAGAAUGCACUUAGCAGUGAGAUAGAAUCUACUUUCCGGAAGCCCGUAUGAGAAAGAGUAUGCAUGGACGGAUUGGAGUUAAUCUCAGUAAACCGUCGGUAACGUUUGCUUGCAGAAAAGACCAUCCUUAUUUCUUUUGUAAACUACUUCCCCUUGGUUAUUUCAUUUUUCCGUUUUUGUUUCAGUCUCUCGUGACCAGCCUUGACCUCUGUUACUUUUCCUCUAUAUACGUUUAUCAGUAAACCUUAGCAGUAGGAAACUUACUGCAAAAUAUGUAUACAUGUAGUAAUGAAAGUGAACUCUCGGUUGCCAGGUGAGCGAGAGGUCGGAACAGAAGGAAAACUGCUUUUACUUGCAAAAGAAGAUGGCUUCAUGGAUGCUGUUGAUGUGUAUAACAGAAGUAAGGUACUGUACCUUUUUAAUAUAUAUAGUUAACUCUCUUUGAAAGGGCCGUGCCAAUAGCUAUCUAGGUCAUUGCAGGAUUAAUAUUGCCAGUAACGCGUAUGCAUAUUAUGGUAAGGGCGCUUUCCAAAAGUCAGAACUGGCCGGCCAGACCAUAUUAGCCUAACCAGUCAUUUUGACUAUGAAAAAUGCUUUUUUCCAAGAGUUUUUGUUGAAACACUAUUUCUUUCUUGCGUGCUAUUUAGGACUUGACUGAUUGGCUGGAAAUGUUAUGAUUAAAAGUGAAAUUCUCAUUAUGACCUGAAUGCUCUGGCCGGUUAAUGCUGACAAAUGGAAAGCGCCCUCUGGAACGUAACCUGAACUUAACGUUAGCGAGGAAUUUUCUUGUAAAUGACGAACAGCUUUGUAUCAAACAAAAAUCUCUCCCAAGGUAUCGUAUCAAACGUUUCAAGCAAGAAAAAUGAACUUUUAAAACAUGUCAGACUAACAAUUCCAAUUACCUUAAUCUUCUUCAAGGUUUUCCAUCCCUACCUUCAUUUGCCGGUAUUUGCUGGCUUCUUUAUACCAUCUUUUAAUGUUUUGAGCGGUUAUUAUGAUGUUUCACUCAAUUUGGUGGCUGUUCCUUGUGUUCUAAAUUUUGAUAAAGUUCAUGGCCCUAAAACGACAUGCAGAGCCCGGUUGGUCCUUUUCGUUCUUACCGUAAAUCCUCUAUUAAGCCCCCCUCUCUAAUAAGCACCCUUUUUUUAGGGGAAGAAAGUUAGUAAGCUCUCCCCUUACCUCAUUGUUUUUUUUAAACUAACUACUAAAUAAGCUAUCAUAGUGUUUGUUGGAUACUGUAAGUUCUAUGGACGUUUCAUCUCCCAUUUCAUAUGUCUGGGUUUUUUUGGCUGCUUGUUUUUUAGGUAUUUCAGUUUAAAUGUCCAUCAGCUUUGAAUUGCUGUACAUUCUUGUCUGAGAAUGAAGCUGCGGGCGGAUCAGAAGAUGGAACCCUGUGGCUUAUAGACAUCAGGUUUCCAAGGUUGGUAUCCUUUAACACAGGCCAACAGCGCACGCGUUUGUUCAUCUUCUUGGGCGUUCAAAAGAAAUAUUUUAUUAAACAAAAUUCAUCAUCACGUUGUUGUGAGACCUUUUGUAGAAGGGGCUUAUCAUGCAUUAAAAUCUCAAAACCUUGGGACCAAUCUUUAACAUACGUUCAUAAAAAGGUUCGUCUUAGUUUCACUCAACAAUAAGCCUUUUUGAAAGGAACGUCUUCAGGGCUUUCUUAAAACUACCUACAGAAUCACACACUCUAAGCUCCCGUGGAAAGGCAUUCCAAAGCUGAGGGGCACAUACAGAAAAUUUCCUGAACCCAUACGAUUUUACAUUAUAAGAUUGUGUCUUCAGAAGCUGCAUGUUUCCUGAUCUAAGGCUACGACAAGGUCUAUAUAGGUCUGAUAGAUCCUGGAAAUAAAUAGGUGCCAUACCAUUCACCACUUUAUAUGUAAAUAACAAGAUCUUAAAUUCUACGCGCUGCUCAACCGGCAACCAAUGAAGCUCCAUUAGUACUGGCGAUAUGUGAUCACGCUUCCCAGACAAUGUAACUAGCCAGAUGCAGUGAUGUCUGAUAAUGAGGGCUUUUUAGCGCAGUAUUCCAAUAGAAGCUACUAAUACUGCAUAUCUGUGAAGGUGCUGAACGCUAUACUACAACAGCGAACAUUCGGACCAUAUAUGCAACUUUCUGUAGCAGGAGUUCAGAAAGUGGAGCGUGACCAAAAAAAAGGGAGCGAAACCCAAAAAAGUCAUAAUGCCUGGUGCAGGUUAAUUUUCCCGUCUCUCUAGGAAUGGUUAAAAAGUAUUUUUUUAGUAAUAAUUGUUUUCCGUGAUUGAUUUCGAUGAGAGAAGUGAACAAUCUAUUCUUGUUUUGCUCAGUGUUCCUGUUGGUGUGUUUCGGCGAUCAGCAUCACCUGUGCUUUCUCUCUCAAGUCUUGGUGAAAACAAACUUCUUGCUUCUACCGGUGAGUCGCCAACUGAAACCCUUUGUAGAUACAGUUAUUACAUCUUAGUAACAGCUAGUAUCGUGCUCAAAUACUUCCCUUCAGUAUAUUUUCACAGGUGAACAGCAAUAAUAGGCCAUAAACUGUUAUUUUCAAAACGAGGCUAAGUGCAAAAUUUUUCUGUAAACUGAGUUUUAUCAAGAGCGACCCAUUAGGGCUUUUGGUUUUAUUUGACCCAAAUAAUUUUAAGGCGUCGCCUUCAGAAACCAUUCCCAAGUAUUAAACAUAGCUUGGACGCGAGUGCUGUUUAAUAGCCAACCUUGCUGUAGUAUUGACCGAAACGGCAGGGUUCGCACGUGUCUUUUCAGUUACACCCCUUAACGGUACAACGAGCAUCCCCGUCCCUAGACUUGCUACAAGUCGACCUCUUGGCGAGCAGAGCCAGCCUUGUUUGGCCGCGAACCGGCCGACCGCGAGCGACGAAGUCGCGAGAGGUCGACUUGUCUCGCUUGAUGGGUUUUCAUUUGCAUUUCGCGCCAAAAAUAGGGAGUGGCGUGACUCGCAUUUGCGGUUUCAGGUUUCAUUUGCGAGUCCUUGGCUUCAAUGGCGGAAUUUGCUGAUUCCACUCCGACUAAAUCUAUUGAACGUGUGUGUGUAUCUCCAUCAUCGAAGGACCAAAUUUGUUUACUUUGUGCGAAAGUUGUCUCUAACAAUGAUUUUAGGAGAAAGUUGACGACCUCAGGGGGCCGGAAAGAAACAAAAACUCAUAUGAAAUCCGACAAAGGACUUUUUUGAAAGUCUAACCCGUCCCCAGUUUCGUAAGGAAGUUCGUCCACCCCGUGUCUGUACGAUCAUAUCACCGCUCUGGAAAAGAUGCACACGGAGAUAUCCUUAGGAUCAAUGCAUUAAUCUCGCUUGAGAAAAACCAAAAAGGGGUUACUGUUUAAUGAGUGUUUGAAAAUCUUGUACUCAUAUUUUGUUUGUCUAGUUCUCUUAUUUAUUUACAAUUUAUUCUGGACAGUAUGAUUAAACUUGAUUAUGCUAAUGAUUUAACCUGUUCCGCUUCUGUGUUAUUUUAGGGGAUGGUUCGUGUUUCUGUUUGGAUACAGAACUUAUGAGACAAGCAACAGACGUAGUGAGUGGCUGGGAGUUGAUUGGACCCGACUGCGACCCUGUAUACAGCAUUUGCCGCUCUGCUAAUACGGUUUAUACUGCCUGUAGAGACGCAAAAAUAAGAAAAUAUAUACUGAAGCAGACCGAAAUCCCAACAAGUUAG
This is a messenger RNA of Porites lobata, 10042 nucleotides long. NCBI's taxonomy places the organism in Eukaryota, Metazoa, Cnidaria, Anthozoa, Scleractinia, Poritidae. The record is from the annotation of a GenBank genome assembly.